Messenger RNA from Zymoseptoria tritici IPO323, 1494 nucleotides. RefSeq names its product putative alpha-amylase (gene MgAMY3). The record is from RefSeq and is a predicted model, not a curated record. The coding region runs from base 1 to 1494 and encodes 497 amino acids. The transcript is spliced from 3 exons. Gene Ontology annotation, biological process: carbohydrate catabolic process. Gene Ontology annotation, molecular function: alpha-amylase activity; calcium ion binding. NCBI's taxonomy places the organism in Eukaryota, Fungi, Ascomycota, Dothideomycetes, Mycosphaerellales, Mycosphaerellaceae.
AUGGCGCAGCUGUCCAGCCUCUUGUGCAUACUGUUUGCGUUCUUCACUUUGGGAAACUGCUUGACCCCAGCAGAAUGGCGAUCUCAGUCGAUCUAUCAGGUCAUGACAGAUCGCUUCGCCCGAACGGACGGGUCGACGACAGCUCCGUGUCGGCUUGACGACUACUGUGGAGGAACAUGGCAAGGCUUGAUCAGCAAGUUGAGCUAUAUCCAGCAGAUGGGCUUCACAGCCAUCUGGAUCUCUCCCGUGGUUCAGAAUGUGCAAGGUCUCACCGCAGAUGGCAACAGCUACCACGGAUACUGGCAGAACAACCCCUAUGCAUUGAACCGGAAGUUCGGGACUGCCGAUGACCUCAAAGCCCUGUCUGCAGAAGUGCAUCGCAGGGGAAUGUACCUGAUGGUCGACGUUGCCCCAAACCACAUGGCCUCAAUCAGCACCCGCGCCAACGUCGACUACUCCAAACUCUCCCCUUUCAACGAUAAAUCAUACUACCACACGCCCCCCUGCGGCAUCGACUACAACAACGUCACCAGCAUCCGCAAAUGCUGGAUCGGAAGCGACACCGUUUCCCUCCCCGAUCUCCGCACCGAAGACGCACGAGUCCAAAACCUCUGGAACACAUGGGUUUCCCAACUCGUCUCCAACUACUCCAUCGACGGCCUCCGCAUCGACACAGCCCAACAAGUCAACCCCGAAUUCUGGCCUUCCUUCCAAGCCGCCGCCGGCGGCCUGCACAUGAUCGGCGAAGUCUGGCAAGGCAGCCCGGACGUAAUGUGUCCUUACCAAAACUCCCUCCCGGGCCUCAUGAACUACGCAGCCUACUACUGGAUCAUCCAAGCCUUCCAGCGGUCCACAGGAAGCAUGGCCAAUCUCGCCAACGGACUGGCCUGGAUGAAAGCCGUAUGCCGCGACACCACACUGCUCGGCUCCUUCAUCGAAAACCACGACUUACCACGCUACGCGAGCAUGACGAAUGAUGUGGCGCGGAUACAGAACGCGAUUGCGUUUACCAUGCUUAUGGAUGGGAUUCCGAUUAUUUACCAGGGUCAGGAACAGAGAUUUGGAGGGCACGAUGUCCCUGCGCAGAGGGAGCAUUUGUGGCAGAGCAAGUAUGAUAAGAAUGCGGUGUUGUACAAGUUUAUUCGGACGAUGAAUUUGAUUCGGCAACGGGCGAUUCAGCGGGAUGGGAGUCAUGCUACGACUAAGGCUUCGCCGAUUUCCAACGACGCGAACACGAUUGUUGUGCGGAAGGGGACUGCUGGAAAGCAGAUUAUCAGUGUGUACACCAAUCGCGGAUCUGGAUGGAGUGGAGUGGUGAAUGUCAAGGGUACGGCGGCUGGGUUUGGGGCGUUCCAGAAGUUGAUCAAUGUGGUCAAUUGUCGGCCGUUUACGACGAAUCGGACGGGCGAUGUUGCGGUGUCGUUGGUGGCGGGUAUGCCUGCUGUGUUGUAUCCGGUGACGGAGAUGACGGGGAGUGGGAUUUGUGGAUACUGA